UGCCUGAAUAAUUAGGCUACUGUCAGGAGAGUUGAAUUUCUUUCCCCCCAGCUGCUAAAGAGCAGGACCGUGUCCACAGAAGCCAUUCCUAGAUCAGGUUAGAAAUACAUUAGCAUACAGCUGGAGUCCGUGUUUUCUAGCCUUUAUUGCAGGCGUUAUGCAUUCAGAUGGUCCACAGAGCUUUACGGCUAACACGUACUCCUGGGAAUUGCCUUUUGAUCCGUCAAGAGCCUUCUCAGCCCCUCUGUGGGGACAAACACCAUGCACUUCGGGGGCCUUCCCCCAGCACCGAUAUUCAUUUUCUUGACUUCUAAGCCAGCUCUGACCCCCCUGCGGUGCGAGGCUUACAGCACCAGCUCCACCUGGCUGCCCCAGAAAGCCUCGGGCCCUGAGCGAGAACUAUGGCCUGGAUAUCCUCUCAGUUCUGUGAUAUCAUUGCUAUAAAGGUUUAAUUUCCUGUAAUACGUGUCUGCUUCUCUGUCCCUGAGAUAGGGUUCUCAGGUCCAUCUCUAGGAGGAGCUGCUCGCGAGGACGCCCCUGAGCGCACCUGGGGGUCUCCCUCCUUGACAGCUCGGCUGUGGGGAGAAGGGCUUCGCGCCGGCCGACGCACUUUGUCCCCAGGCGGCCCCCGUCCACCUCCGUGCAGUUGCCCCGCCGGCCGAAAAGUUUCUCCAGGUGCGGAAUUCCGGGCUCGGCGACCACCGGGGCGGAGUGUGCGCGCCAGUCGGAAGCCAGCCCGCCCGCGGGCCCGGCUCUCAUGUGUGACUGGAAGUCGAGUGCAUCAUUAACCUAAGGACCUCACCACUUGGAAGUUAGAGUUUUCACCAUCAGCCUACCUUUUCCUUUUUGGUCUGGUUCUUUUCCUCAAACAGUGGAAACAUCUUUCUUUUAAUAAAGUUGCUUUUGUUGCAGAGUUAAGCAAAUGGCUGAUAGCAGCUGUGGUAAAAAACCCACAAAGUGCCCUCACUGCUCAUCUGCUUCUCAGAAAAAUGCACUUUGUAUAUGUUCUUGUAAAACAAAGCUUUCUCCAAUGUCAGUGGUGGAAAUGUCACAGACAUCAAGCACGGGUAGUUCAGAAUUUAUAGUCUCACCAGAAAAAAAAAAAGAAAAAGGAGCCAGCAAAGAUGUUACCUCUGGAAAAGAUUCGCCCUCAAAAUCUUCAAAUAUAGAGAGAAAACCAUCUCAACAACAGUGGGGUCGGGGCAACUUCACAGAAGGAAAAGUUCCUCACAUAAGGAUGGACAAUGGAGCUGCUAUUCAGGAAAUCUAUACCUUUGGAAGAAUAUUGGGACAAGGGAGCUUUGGAAUGGUCAUUGAAGCCAUAGACAAGGAAAGAGAAACUAAGUGGGCAAUUAAAAAAGUGAACAAAGAAAAGGCUGGAAGCUCUGCUGUGAAGUUACUUGAACGGGAAGUGGACAUCCUAAAAAGUGUGAAACAUGAACACAUCAUACAUCUGGAACAAGUGUUUGAGACACCUAAGAAAAUGUAUCUUGUGAUGGAGCUUUGUGAGGAUGGAGAACUCAAAGAAAUUCUGGAAAGGAAAGGUCAUUUCUCAGAGAAUGAGACAAGGUGGAUCAUUCAAAGUCUCGCCUCAGCUAUAGCCUAUCUUCACAACAAUGAUAUAGUACAUAGAGAUCUGAAACUGGAGAACAUAAUGGUUAAAAGCAGCUUUAUUGAUGCUAACAAUGAAAUGAACUUAAACAUAAAGGUGACUGAUUUUGGCCUAGCAGUGAAGAAGCAUGGAAGGAGUGAGGUCAUGCUGCAAACCACAUGUGGGACACCCAUCUAUAUGGCCCCUGAAGUUAUCAAUGCCCACGACUAUAGCCAGCAGUGUGACAUUUGGAGCAUAGGUGUCAUAAUGUACAUUUUAUUAUGUGGAAAAGCACCCUUUAUGGCAAGCUCAGAAGAGAAGCUUUUUGAAUUGAUAAAAAAGGGAGAACUACAUUUUAAAAAUUCAGUCUGGAAUUCCAUAAGUGAUUGUGCUAAAAGUGUUUUGAAACAACUUAUGAAAGUAGACCCUGCUCACAGAAUCACAGCUAAGGAACUACUAGAUAACCAGUGGUUAACACUCUUUGGAUGCAGAGAAUCUACAGGGACUCAGAAAAGCCAAGGUCUUCUAACAGUGGCUCUUGCCUGGCUUGAAAUCUUGAGUCAUUAUUUAUUUGCAUAUUGCUUUCCCCCAUUACACUAAUGCCUCGAGCAGUAACCCUGUCUUAAGUGAUCUUCGUAUCCCUGUACCCAGAACACUACCUGGUCACAACAGGAACUUUGGAAGAGGAUGCUACUACCUCUCAAUAAUUAUUCUCUCUUUCUUCUGUGGUCAUGAGGAUCCUGACUUUUCACUGGUAACAUUCUUAUCUAGUCUUCUUUACUAGUUAUCUCCUAUCUUUGCUAGUUACAAUGCUGGUCAAUGAGAUCUAAGUGCAGGUAAGAGUAAUCUCUGGGAAGUGCCCUUAAAUGGAGGGAGUAUGGCAUUCCUCACAUCCAUCUUCUCUUCUAGUGACUGCAAUGCAGCUGCGAUGGAUGGAGUUUGAGAGGCCAUAUUAGAUAAUACAGUGGAAUAUAAACAGGGUAGGAGAGCAACAUGAUUCCAGGAACCAGGGCUCUUAGCGUAUAGAGCUGCCACACCAGUCCUUGACUGCCUACCUCCAGACGUUUUUAGAUGAACAGGAAACAAAUGACUGUCAUCUUUGAGAUACUGUGAAAUGUGCAGUUAAGCCUAAUGCCAAUUAGUACAGUACUCAGUAAAUAAUGGCUGAAUGAGUAGAUGAUUCAGUGAAUGAAUAAGUCUGUAGGUAUGUCAGAAAAUGCCUGAGAAUGGAAACUGGAGAUUCCAGAGACAUAGGAAUAUUUUACAUCUUUUACAUAUUAGACACUAUGUUUGAUACCAGAGAUACAUGAUAUGCUUAAAUUGCAGUAGUAUUGUUGAGAAAUGCUGGUGGCUUAGACAAGGUGGUAGCAAUAGAAUUGAAGAGAAAUAAAUGUGAUAUAUUUUUAGAUAUAUUUGUUAAUAUUUGGUGAUGGAUUAGAUAAGGGAUGAGGAUAAGGGAGGAAUCGAGGACGAAUUUUAGAUUUUGCUUUAACAGCUGGUUGGAUGGUAGUGCCAUUUACCGAGAUGUGGAAGACUGCAGGAGAAACAUUUUUUUCCUGGGGGAAGAGUGGUGAGUCAAGAGUUCCACAUUGGCCAUGAUAAAUUUGAGAUGCCUAUGUCACAUUCAAGUGGAGAUUUCCAAUAGAUCAUCGAAAGUAUGAGCCUGGAACUGGAGAAGAAUGAACUGGAGAUAUAAAUCUGUGAAUCCUGAGUAUACAGAUGCCAUAUAAAGCCAUUGUGUUGAAGAGAUGAAUUAGGAAGAAAAUGCAGAUAGAAAGGACAAGAGGCCUCAGCAGUCUGCCUUUAGACACUGCAACAUUUAGAAGAGUAGAAGCUAGCAAUGGAGGCUGAAAAGGAAUAGCUAAUGAGGAAAGAGAAAAGUUAGCAGGGUAAUGCCAAGAAAGUUGAGUGAGAAAAGUGUUUGCGAAAGCAAGAACAGUCAGCCCCCAGAUAAAUGCUGCCUAGAGGUCAAGAUGAGAAUGAGUUUUCAUUAGGAUGGCCAACAGAGGGAUUGAUGGUGACCCUGGAGUCCUUGAUAGAUUUUAGAUACCAUAAAUUUAUAGUGAUACCACUGUGAUUUUCCUUUGGGAAUUUCUAAUCAUUUAUUGGAAUAAUUCUUUUUCUUUAAGGGCUAAAAAAUUGCCUUCACUCAAAAAUGGUUUAUAACUGCCCUCUUCUAUGAAUGUGUUGAACUCUCAAAUGAUUCUGUGCAAUAAGUAUUUCUGGCCUAAAGUAAUUGUGCAAAUGAGUUAGCAGCUAGAUCAUUGCAAAACAACUGAGGAGAUUUGUAGUAGAGCAAAAUAAAAAACUGUAAAACAGAUGGUGUGCUUUAGAAAUCUCUCUCUUUUCAGCAUCACACAACAUUCGGGUUUGGCCAUUUAAUUAUUUGUUUUCUAAUUAGUGAAACUUUAUUUCUGGCUUUGGUCAUUUUUCCAGAAGUCUCCAUUUUUGAGCCUCUGUAACAAUUUGUCUCUCUGUAGUCUUUGCCAAAUGGAUAGAGAAGUGACAGAUAGCGUGUACUAUAUCGGACUAUCCUGA
Molecule: messenger RNA, 4129 nt
Organism: Bubalus bubalis (water buffalo)
Lineage: Eukaryota; Metazoa; Chordata; Mammalia; Artiodactyla; Bovidae
Gene: STK33
Product: serine/threonine kinase 33
Exons: 12
Coding region: 923-2191 (422 amino acids)
Biological process (GO): mitotic DNA damage checkpoint signaling; protein phosphorylation
Cellular component (GO): nucleus; cytoplasm
Molecular function (GO): ATP binding; protein serine/threonine kinase activity
Source: RefSeq, a predicted model, not a curated record